UCUGGGUUUCCGCUUCCCUCCUGGGUGCGGGGCGUGAGGGAGCAAGACCGAGCUUUGUUCUUGUCGCCGUCAUGUGGCCCCCCGACCCGGACCCCGACCCGGACCCCGAGCCCUCCGGCCGCUCCCAGUCUGGCGCGGCGGUCCCCGGGCUCCGAGCCCUCCUGCCCGCGCGCGCCUUUCUCUGCUCGCUCAAAGGCCGCCUCCUGCUGGCGGAGUCGGGUCUCUCCUUCAUCACCUUUGUCUGCUAUGUGGCGUCGUCAGCAUCUGCCUUCCUCACUGCGCCCCUGCUGGAGUUCCUGCUGGCCCUCUUCUUCCUCUUUGCUGACGCCAUGCAGUUGAAUGACAAGUGGCAGGGCUUAUGCUGGCCCAUGAUGGACUUCCUGCGCUGUGUCACAGCAGCCCUCAUCUACUUUGCCAUCUCCAUCACAGCUGUCGCCAAAUACUCAGAUGGGGCUUCCAAAGCAGCCGGGGUGUUUGGCUUCUUUGCCACCAUUGUGUUUGCAAUUGACUUCUACCUGAUCUUUAAUGAUGUGGCCAAAUUCCUCAAACAAGGAGGCUCUGCAGACGAGACCACAGCCAACAAGGCGGAAGAAGAGAAUUCUGACUCUGACUCCGACUGAAGGGCUGCCCUGCCCGGGCAACCUGAGCCACGUGCGCCCUCACUCCUGCACUUCGGACCGGCUGGCCGGAGCAUGGCCUGGGGACCGGGUGUGUUUCGAGGGAGGCCGUGACUUCUUGGGCAGCGGCAGGAGUUGCUGAUGGAGCGGGCCUCCUCGCAGCUUUCAGGUGCCGCCUCUGAGCCCAGCACACAGGAGGCGGCCCUUGGCUUAGCGUAUCUAACCACUCCGCACAGGAGGCCGUCGUGAAUAGUCAGCCACUCCUCAUCUCUGUUCCACAGACAUAAGCCCUUUAACCUCUGCCAAAAUAAGCACAAAGGGACAAAGCAGACAGAGCCUUGUUACCCCAUCACAGGAAUAUCCCACGCCGAGGGGGUGGGUGGGAGUAAUGGGACGAGGCACAAGUAAGACAGAAACCACCCAGGGGCCAACCACCAACCCGCCUGGCCCCAGUGACUUGUCCCCAUUUGGUGCCCCUGCUCGUUCCAGGCACUUUGUCAAAAAUGAUCCUUCCAAGAUGCUUUGGUUCAAGGAGCAGUACUUCCCUCGUCAUUCUUUAAACAGGGAGAAAAUUGCCCUUUGCCCUUAACUGACACCUCACAGCCUCAGAAACCAGGUCUUCUUCGGUGGCCUGACUAUUCUGGGUCUAAGACUAUUUUAAAGAAAAGCUGGCAAAGCAGCUUACCAGGUCCCAAAGAUGAAACAGCAGGGACAACAUCCUGGGUGGCUGGGCAGGCCCAGCCAUGGCUUCUCUUUCCCUGGGGACCCGCCAGCAGGAGACAGGUUCCUGGACCCCCAGGACAAUGUCCUAGACACCAGAGCGUGUCUCCUGACCACCUCCCAAGAGGUGGAACGUGCCUUCUGUGUUCGCCUAAGGACCUAUAUGCUGUGUAUAUAUCUCCAGUGGGACUUUGUAACCUUUUCUGUAUAUUUUUUACACAAAAGCAUCUUCUUAAAUAGCAUUUCCCGUGACCCAAGAGGCCUUGUGAAAUGAGCCAGAGUUCUGGACCCAUUUGGGGACGUUUGUAACUUUUGUUCUUCCCUUGCAUGUGAAUCUCCUAUUCCUGAAAAAAGUCAAAAUGAAUUAAACCAGACUGACUACC
Messenger RNA from Artibeus jamaicensis (Jamaican fruit-eating bat), 1720 nucleotides. RefSeq names its product CKLF like MARVEL transmembrane domain containing 3 (gene CMTM3). The transcript has 5 exons. The record is from RefSeq and is a predicted model, not a curated record. NCBI's taxonomy places the organism in Eukaryota, Metazoa, Chordata, Mammalia, Chiroptera, Phyllostomidae. Gene Ontology annotation, cellular component: membrane. Bases 72 to 620 code for a protein of 182 amino acids.